AUGGAAUCCAACCGAGUUUGCUCCGCAUGCGGAGAAUCAGCAAGCACGCAAAUCGCGUUAAAUUGCCUCCAUAUUAUUUGCCAUCCAUGCUCAACAACCACGAUCCAAUUUAAGAACCGUUGGCAAAUGCGAUGCUUCUGCCAACAAAUCACAAACGUCACCAUCCAACCCGACAAUAACAGUCGAUCUAUAUCCGAACGAACGCCCCUUCUCCUCCAUGUCACUUCCGCUUCACACCUUCUAGUAAGUUCGAUUGCUCGUUGUUANCAAUCUGUUGUUGCACAGCCAGGCCGUGAUAUGUACAUACCUUCACAUGCGCGACCAUCUGUUUUUCUCUAUCGCUCACAUAGUUUCUCUUUUUACAUGUUUGGCGAUGUUUCGAUGUAUUGUACGGUACGACGGCCUGUUUCUAGUGAUAAAGAUGAUUCGAAUUUCUUUCCUCGUUUGGCUGCCACUCUGCCAAAUCCGGUAGAUGCUGGGUUGUCGAAGACUUCAUAUUGGGAUAGUCCGGUUGCUGUACAAGCUUCAGGAGUUAGUUGGCAAGUUGCGGCGCAGUCAGGUGUAGUCGAAACUGAAGGUGUUCAUGGAGAACGUGCUGUUAUUGAUGGAACAGUUUCGGAUAAGAUGUUUCCAUUGAAUAUUUGCAGAAUAUCAAUAUGA
Adineta ricciae is the source of this 660-nucleotide messenger RNA. Lineage: Eukaryota; Metazoa; Rotifera; Eurotatoria; Adinetida; Adinetidae. The record is from the annotation of a GenBank genome assembly.